AUGGUACGUAAAACUCAGACUAAUAUAUCUGGUACAACACUUGACAAUAAGAGGCGAACUUUACCCAAUUUUCGCUUUGUAUUACACCCGAUAUACAGUAUAUUUCCAAUGGAUAUUACAAAUAUGACAUAUGAAGAGUACUGGAAUCUCUACAAUGAAUACAAAACAAAGGCAUUCCAUAAUGAACUUGAACCAGUGAUACCACAGCAUAGUGAUUUUUUUAUGAAUACUAAUAUCCCUAAUAUACCAACUACUGUCUAUCAACACCAAGUUGGAGCUCCUCAGUAUGCAAUAUAUCCUUCUCUUGGUCCUAUCUAA
This is a messenger RNA of Cryptosporidium muris RN66, 318 nucleotides long. RefSeq lists its product as uncharacterized. The transcript has a single exon. The coding region runs from base 1 to 318 and encodes 105 amino acids. NCBI's taxonomy places the organism in Eukaryota, Apicomplexa, Conoidasida, Eucoccidiorida, Cryptosporidiidae. The record is from RefSeq and is a predicted model, not a curated record.